This is a messenger RNA of Hemicordylus capensis (graceful crag lizard), 969 nucleotides long. RefSeq names its product olfactory receptor 10T2-like. Gene Ontology annotation, biological process: G protein-coupled receptor signaling pathway. The record is from RefSeq and is a predicted model, not a curated record. Gene Ontology annotation, molecular function: G protein-coupled receptor activity; olfactory receptor activity. The transcript has a single exon. The coding region runs from base 1 to 969 and encodes 322 amino acids. Lineage: Eukaryota; Metazoa; Chordata; Lepidosauria; Squamata; Cordylidae. Gene Ontology annotation, cellular component: membrane.
AUGAAGAGAAGAAACGAAACUGAAGUUACAGAAUUUGUCCUGACUGGAUUUUCAAACUUCCCAGACUUGCAGUUGGUGCUGUUUGUUGUAUUUUCCCUCAUGUAUUUGGCAUCUCUUUCUGGAAAUGUUAUAAUUAUGGCUAUAAUCUGGCUGAAUCGCAGUUUGCACAUUCCCAUGUAUUUCUUCCUCUCACUCUUGUCCUUCUCAGAAAGCUGCUACACAUUUGUCAUUGUCCCCAACAUGCUGGUAACUCUUCUCUUGGGAAGGAAGACGAUCUCUUUUGCUGGAUGUGUGACACAAAUGUUUUUCUUCAUCGGCAUUGCGUGCACUAACUGCCUAAUCCUCAUUGGGAUGGGAUAUGACCGCUAUGUGGCCGUGUGCCACCCCUUGCAUUAUCAUCUUAUGAUGAACAGGAGAGUUUGUUUGCAGUUGGGAGCUUCUUUGGCAGUGAGUGGCUUCUUUUUCUCAUUUAUUGAGACAUACCUUGUAUUCCACUUGCCCUUCUAUGGAGGAAACAGAAUUGACCACUACUUCUGUGAUGUUGCACCUGUGGUCAAGUUGGCUUGCCCUCCUGAUCAGAACACUGAAGCUGUGAUUUUAGCACUCUGUACAAUAUUUAUCCUUGGCUCCUUUCUCUCUGUCAUCCUUUCUUAUUUUUUCAUCUUUGUCACUGUCCUAAGAAUUCCCUCUGCAGAGGGGAAGCGCAAAGCAUUUUCUACCUGUACCUCCCACCUUAUUGUUGUGAUUGUGCACUUUGGAUGUGCUUCUGCCACCUACUUAAGGCCAAUCUCCAGUUACAUCCCUGGAAAAGACAUCAUGGUGUCUAUCAUGUACACACUAGUAACUCCACUUUUGAAUCCCAUUGUCUACAGUCUUAGAAAUAAAGACAUCCAAACUGCUCUCAGAAAACUCCUUAUCAAAGAAAUCCUCAACUGGAGAACAGGAAGAACUCAUGCUCUUGUGUUGUGA